Messenger RNA from Seminavis robusta, 968 nucleotides. The record is from the annotation of a GenBank genome assembly. NCBI's taxonomy places the organism in Eukaryota, Bacillariophyta, Bacillariophyceae, Naviculales, Naviculaceae.
AUGUGGACCAACGGCGAGGAUGUGGAUGACAAUAAUGGAGACCCCGUACGGUUGUAUCAGCCCAUUCUGUAUGCUUCGGGACGCAAGUUUUCGCAAGAAGACCCCACAGUCUCCUACAUUGGUGGAACCAACAAGAACAUGGAGUCAGGCUACUGUGCCAUUUGCCACAAUCCCUUGGAGCAACUGGUUCAACUGCAUGUCCCUACCCGUCAGCAGAGCUACUCUGUAUCAGGAUGCAACCGAGCUUCUUGUGUCAAUCAGCUUUUUUCGGCCGAGAAAAAGUUUUCGUGUGGAGGCGGAGGCGUUUUCUAUUGUCAAAAAUCAGAUUCCACUUCUACCGGUAAUUCAGAUAUCCCUUUGAAUUCUUCGGCGGGUGCUGUGGAUGAGUCUGAUAAAACACAGCAGCAACCAACAACCACAAAGAAACAACCACAAGACAGCACCAAUGAAUGGGCAGUGGAUAGUGACGAGGACAAUGACGAUGACCUAGAACAACAAGUGGCUGCCAUGGAACUCAAGCAAUCCAGCACUCUGCCAAAAACAACCAACAGCAAAAGCAGCAACCAUAAAAAGAAAAAGAAACCAACGGCAGGUGAUGAAGCAUCAUCAUCAACUGCUUUGCCCUGUUUUGAGCUUCACUCUGUUUUGGAACCACCGUCCAAGAAACAGCACCGUCAAGGCGAUGAUGACGACGACGACGAGGAUUUCAUUGGCACGGCUACCAGUGGCAGCGAUGCCAAAAUCCAGCAAAUGCUGGCCAAAUACAUGGCCGAAGAAGAGGAUCCAGAAAUUUUGGCGGCCCUUCAACAAGAAGGAGACCCGGGCGGCGGCACAGGAAGCAAGAGCCGCGAAAAGGACGAACGACUCAAAGCCGCCGAUCGAGCCUUGUUGGCAUUUACCGAUCGCAUCAAGCGGUCGCCACGACAGGUACUCCGGUAUGCUCCCAAUGGAAUCCCCAUGUGGUCCAU